GAAAUCAAAAGACAUUUCCUAUUAAUCAUAAAUCAUGAUCAUGAUGAAACUUAAACCUGUCAUUCUGGUAUUUUUCUCCAUGUUCCUCGUGUUACACUAUCUCACUAAUCAAGCCAAUUCCGAUUCUUCCCUAGAACAUACCGGAAUUACAACUCCGUUGCCGCCACCGCCACCGCCACCAAGAAAGAGUACUUACUGCAGUAGGUCAUCUUCAUCUCCACCUCCGCCGACAUACAUGUAUGUGACCGGUGUGCCUGGGGAACUCUACCGGACCGAGCCAGACGACCAAUGGGGAUAUUAUUCUAGUGCAAACCGGAAUCUGGUUAAGUGUCUCAUGGUUAUUAUGAGCUUCUCGUAUGACUUGUUGUUUGUGAAACUUUAUUGUGAUCAUAGAGUAGAAUUACAGCCAUAUGGCCUUGUCAACUUAGGGAACAGUUUUCCUCGGUUCACUAUAUGUGGUGUCAGUGCCGUCAUCUUGUUGGGCAGUUUGAUUACUCUUGGCUACAUCGACGAGGAUGAACAAAGGCACAACUUUGGACACAAAGGAGGGUUUCUCUGCCCAUUCGUCCCAUACCUUCCAGUUCUUUGCAUAUUGAUCAACACCUACUUGAUCAUCAACAUUGGAGCUGGGACAUGGAUCAGGGUCUUGGUAUGGCUACUUAUUGGAAGCAUGAUCUAUCUCUUCUAUGGCCGAUCUCACAGCUUACUGAACAAUGCGGUUUAUGUUCCAAGGACGACUUGUACCAGAAAAACAACAGAUCAUCUUGCUUAAGAUUGGUGGUUCAAAGCAGUAGCUGAAUGGACUCGAGCUCAAGCUUUGUUGUUGCUGAAGUAGCAUCUAAAGAGAAUUAAACAGUUUGGCACAGG
This is a messenger RNA of Arabidopsis arenosa, 867 nucleotides long. Lineage: Eukaryota; Viridiplantae; Streptophyta; Magnoliopsida; Brassicales; Brassicaceae. The record is from the annotation of a GenBank genome assembly.